UCAGCCUCUGCCUGUGAGCAUCGAACCGAGUCAUGAUUUGUGGUUGUUAUAAAAACCAGGCCAACGCAGUCGAUCCAGUGUUAUUCAAUUUAAAGCGAUUCGUCCAACGUUAUACAUAGAACGACGUUCACUAGAAUAAAAGUUAUAAAAUAUAAUAUUCGCAGUGGAUGAUAAAAAAUUUGAUCCAGUGUGAAUAACUUGUAUAUAUAAUAAAGAAAUACAGUGCUUUGUGUGGGAAGAUGUAGAAAAUAUAAUACGUGCAACAUGACAGAGAGACAAGAUUUUGGCAAAAAAAAACGUGAAACAAAAUGUACUUAUUUUUAUCACAAAUGUACCUACUGUAUUGUAAAUCGUACUGAAAAUUUUUUUUACAACUUGGGGGUUAUAAUUGGUACACAUCCGAAACGUACUAUAAUAAUAUGCUGGAUUGUAGUAAUAUUAAGCGCACUAGGAUUCUUACGUUUCCGUCAAGAAAAAAAUCCUCUCAAACUUUGGAUUCCUCCUGGAACUACUUUUACAAGCGAUUCGGAAUGGCUUAUGAAAUCAUUACAAAUUGGAUACCAAGAAGAAGCAGUUAUGCUUACGGGCGAAGAUGUAUUGACGCCUAAUUAUAUACAGAAGUUAUAUAAAUUGGAUCAAGAACUUCGUGAAACAAAUAGCGCUAAGAACUUAGUGUUACAAGACGUAUGCUUUUUAAUUCCAAAAGUUGACAGAACACUCUUAAAAUUUCUCGAUACGAAUAAUACAAAAUCGGAUCCGAGCAAAGAUUUAAAUCCCAUGUUAUACUGCAGUUUCAUUGAAUCCAUGAAAAAGGAAUGCUACAUAAGAAGUAUAUUAGAUUUGUGGAAUUUCAAGAAAGUUGACAUAAUGAAUCUCACCAAACAAGAUAUUGUCAAUGCUAUCAACUCAGAAUCAUCAGAUCAGCUUCUUGGGAAUCUUAAAAACUUCAGAGAUUUGUUGGGAAUGGUGGAAAGAAAUGAGACCGGACAUAUAAUUAGAGCACAAGCUUUAUACAACUACUGGUAUUUAACUAAGAAUUUUUCGGCUAUAGAUGUUGAUAAAACUGGAAAUAUGGCUGGAACGGGGGACUGGGCAACAGAAGAAGCUGUUGAUUGGGAAGGCAUGUUUUUAAAUGUGUUGGAAAACUUCAGUAAUUCCAACGAAAUUUUUUAUUACGCAGGUAGAAGCUUUGGUGACAUAAGCAAUGACUCUCUGUUCCAAGACAUGGAUUUGAUCAUUUAUGGCGUAAUAGUUAUGGUCGUGUACAUCCAACUCGUCAUAUCAAAAUUUAACUUAGUUGAAAUGAGAAUUGUUUUAGGCUCUAUUGGUUUACUUUCUGUGGGAAUGUCUUUUAUAGUUGGAUCUGGAUUGUGUUCCCUUGUAGGAGUAGCUUAUGGACCAGUUCAUACUUCUUUACCAUUUCUACUCAUGGGACUAGGUGUGGAUGAUAUAUUUGUGAUUAUGGCCUGUUGGGAAGAAUUAUCGAUGGAGGAAAAGAAAUUAUCAAUACCAGAAAGAAUCGGACUAACCCUUAAACACGCUGGCGUUUCUAUAACAAUAACCUCAACCACAGAUGUGAUAGCUUUCAUUAUUAGUUCCUCUACGAUUUUACCAUCCUUAGAAUCAUUUUGCAUAUAUGCGGCCGUAGGUGUACUUAUGACGUUUAUCUUUGCCAUAACAUUUUUUGUUGCCUGUUUUGUUUUGGAUCAACGAAGAGUUGAAGCUAACAGAAACGGCGCAUUCCCUUGGAUCGUACACAAUAACUACAAACCGAAUGAAUGUAGUCAAAUAAAUUUUACAAAUCUCAUAUUUAACAAAGUAUACUCCAAUGUGAUACUGACCAUACCAGGAAAGAUAACUGUGAUAACAAUAAGUAUUAUUUGUGCUGGAUUCAGUAUACAAAGUACGAUGCAAUUAGAACAAAAAUUUAACCCAGAAUGGUUCAUUCCAGAGAAAACUCACUUGGGGAAAUUUUUUACUGCAAGAGAUAUGUAUUACCCUCAUGUAGGUUUCGACGCAGGAUUAUACAUGGGAGCUGUUAAUUACAGCCAAGAAAUACCAAAAAUAAAAAAAGCUGUCGAUGAAUUGAAACGCAUGACGAACGUGACUGAAAAUAUUGUUUCCUGGGUGGAUCCAUUUCGAGAUUUUGUUUUGUUCAAUUAUCAACAUGAUAUUUAUGUAGAGCCGUUGGAUGAUGAUAGAUUUGAUAUAUUUCUAUCCAAAUUUUUAAUGAGUCCUUGGAACGCUCAGUAUCAAGCCAAUUUUAUUUUCGAAAGAGAUUUGGAAUGCGGUUUACCAGCGCCAAAGAUAAAGCUUUCGACCAUUAAUUUCUUUUUUCGCAAAUCAGAACAAAGUAGUGACCAGAUCUCAGCCAUGCAUAAAGUUAGAACAAUUGCUGAAAACAUGAAUUUCACAACAGGAGAUAAAUUUGCAACUGUUUGGUCAAAAUUCUUCGCAACGUGGAUAACAGACGAGUUGAUUGGCAUUGAAGUAACUCGCAAUUUAGAAUUGGCUCUUUUGUGUGUGAUGCUGUGCACAAUCCCGUUAAUAGCAAACUGGCAGAUUUGCUGUUUAAUUUUCUUCUGUGUUCUCAUAACUAUGGUGAAUGUUUGUGGUUUCAUGCAACGAUGGGGUGUAACAAUUGAUCUAGUUUCUUGCAUUGGAUUAGAACUUGCCAUUGGAUUGUGCGUAGAUUAUGCUACGCACGUUGGACAUACUUUCUUGACUGUAUCAGAAGGUAAUAGAAGAGAAAGAGUUAUUAAGUCUGUGACAUCGAUUGGUUCGGCUGUUUUGUAUGGAGGGUUAUCUACAUUUAUUGGAGUGUCUAUGAUGAGUUUAUCUUCGACAUAUACAUUUCAAUCUUUCUUCAAAAUAUUUUUCCUCGUUAUUAUAUUUGGACUUUUCCAUGGUGUAGUGCUAUUACCUGUGAUACUAAGUUUUAUUGGACCUGCACCGUACCCGAGCCAUAAGAAGCUACCUCACCAAGUAGUGGAAUUAGACCCUCUCAAUGAUAGUCGAAUUAAUGAAAAUUCAGUUUAUUAACGAAUAUAUUGUUUGGGGUUUUUGUUUUCAUAUUAAAUGGAAAUCUAAUAAUGAAUUCCUCGUAUAUACGCGACAUUUCUAGCACAAUUUUUUUUCUAUAUAGUUAUUUGUAUAUGUUGAGUUUUGAAUAAAUCUUUGUCAAUUA
Messenger RNA from Diorhabda sublineata, 3187 nucleotides. RefSeq names its product protein patched homolog 1-like. The record is from RefSeq and is a predicted model, not a curated record. The transcript has 15 exons. Gene Ontology annotation, cellular component: membrane. Lineage: Eukaryota; Metazoa; Arthropoda; Insecta; Coleoptera; Chrysomelidae. Bases 265 to 3042 code for a protein of 925 amino acids.